Carassius gibelio (silver crucian carp) is the source of this 3065-nucleotide messenger RNA. Its product is annotated as guanine nucleotide-binding protein-like 1. The transcript is spliced from 12 exons. The coding region runs from base 145 to 1941 and encodes 598 amino acids. NCBI's taxonomy places the organism in Eukaryota, Metazoa, Chordata, Actinopteri, Cypriniformes, Cyprinidae. Gene Ontology annotation, molecular function: GTP binding; GTPase activity. The record is from RefSeq and is a predicted model, not a curated record.
CAUAAUGGUAGCGUCCGUCUACCCCAGUCAUAGAAAAGUCCACGCGAGUAACGGAGAAACUUCACGAAUGAAAAUAUUUAACGGACGAGGAGGACAUACGUCCUCGCCCAUUCUUUCUAGUUUCAUCUUUUGACUAAUGCGAAUAUGCCACGCAAAAAGCCUUUUAGUAACAAACAGAAAAAGAAGCAGCUCCAGGUGAAACGCGGGAAGAAGAGAGGAGAAACUGGUUCAAGUCACAGUAGCCGAAAUGCCAGUGUGGAGAGAGGAGCUGGUAGAGACAGACAGUCGGAUACAUCAGACAGCGAGACGACAGACAUCAAGAGGAUCAACCAUCAGCCUGGCUCCAGAGACGGCAGAUAUGACCCCAACAGAUUCCGUCUGCACUUUGAGAAGGAGAGCAAGGAGGAAGUGGAGAGGAGGAAAAAAAUAGCGAUGGAGAAAAUCCUGAAGCCCGUGGCAGAAAAGGAACUAGAGAUUGAUAUGAAUCAGAUCUACCCAGAAGAGAAAGGACUGAAUUUCCCACGGCGGCCCUCAUGGCAUUACAACAUGCAACGAGAAGAGUUACUGCGGAAAGAGGAGAAGUCAUUUCUGGAGUAUCUGGAGGUUCUUCACUCCAAGAACCCACCUGGUACCCUCAGCCACUUUGAGCACAAUCUCGAGACAUGGAGGCAGCUGUGGAGAGUAUUGGAGAUGUCUGAUGUCGUUCUUCUCAUAGUGGAUAUCAGAUACCCAGUGCUGCACUUUCCUCCUGCUGUCUAUCACUACAUCACCGUUGAGUUAAAGAAGAACAUCAUCCUGGUGCUCAAUAAGGUGGACUUGUGUCCCGCCCCGCUCGUUUUGGCUUGGAAGCACUAUCUGACUAAACAGUUCCCACAGUUGCACUGUGUCUGCUUCACCUCGCACCCAGGACAACCCUACAGCACACUUCUACAGAAGAAGAGGAUGAGGAAGAAAGUCCGAUGGAAUGCUGGAGGCCCGAUCCACAUCAUGAGAGCGUGUCAGGAGAUCACAGCAGGAAGAGUGGAUUUGAGUAGCUGGGAGAAGAAGAUCCAGAGGGAUUCUGUUUUCUUGGAAACGGAGGGGGAUCCGGCUGAUGAUGAAUCGGAAUCUGUGUUGAUGGAGCAUCAUAGUGACAUUGCCAUGGAAAUGAACAGUCCCUCGCAAGAACUUUAUAAAGAUGGAGUACUAACAUUGGGCUGCAUAGGUUUUCCUAAUGUAGGCAAAUCUUCAGUACUAAACAGUCUGGUUGGCAGGAAGGUCGUGAGUGUGUCCCGAACCCCAGGUCACACGAAAUAUUUCCAAACAUACUACCUCACUCCCACUGUCAAACUGUGUGAUUGUCCUGGGAUUGUCUUCCCUUCCCAAGUGGACAAGCAGCUACAGAUCCUGGCUGGUAUAUAUCCAGUGUCCCAGCUGCAGGAGCCUUACAGUUCAGUAGGAUAUUUGUGUGAACGGACCAACUUCCUGUCUGUAUUAAAGCUGACACAUCCUGACCACACCCCCGAAAGCCCACACAACUCCAGCACACAGGACUGGACAGCAUGGGAUGUGUGUGAAGCCUGGGCUGAGAAGAGAGGGUAUAAAACUGCCAAGGCGGCCCGUAACGAUGUCUAUCGAGCAGCCAACAGUCUCCUGCGUUUAGCCAUUGAUGGACGCAUGUGUCUUUGUCUGCAACCACCUGGAUACGCUCCGAGUAAAGAUGAAUGGGAAUCACACCCAGAGCUGUCCGAGAUCAUCGUUCUACAAGGAAGGAAUGAUGAAAAGGAUGAGUGUGGUGAGAGGGAAGACGAGGAUGAAUCCAGCUCAGAGCUGGAGGAGGACAACGAUCCAGAUGGCGAAGAGGAUGCUGAUGGGGAUGAUGAAGAUGAUACCGUGAAGGCUGACAGGAAGGGCUUCACUCUCAACAUGUACAGUGUGCUGGGAGAGAAUGAGUGUGCGUGAGGGAUGAGAUCAAUGUUCAUUCCAUGUUCAUGCAUUCCAGUUGUUUUUUAUUACCAUCUCUAUGCGACCAUCUUAUUUAAAUCUGCAAUGUUUCAAUCAAAGGACUGUAUAAAGUUUUGAAUUUAAACGCUACACGUUUAUUUUGCAUUUGACCCUCAUUACAGACUUAUACAGCCCAUUGUAUAGACAAAAAACCCCCAUUCUACCUAUUUUUACUGGGUGUGUUUUUGCAGCCUCUCUGUGCCUCUGUAUCUUCCCUGCUUUUCAUUUAUCAUAAUCAGAUAAUUAUCAGAAUGCUUUGAAACCUUUUUGAGAGGGCAGAAGGAAUGUCUGAACAAUCAGUGUUACUUAACAAGCAUUGAUGAAUACAAUCUCAAAGCAGUGAUGCCAAAAGUCAGGUGAGGUCAGAGGUCACUGCUCUGACCUCAAACUGAGUUGCCCAUGUGAAUGUAUUUUCCCUUCAGUGUCCGUACCACAAACCUCUGCAUGCAGGGCAGAACCAGCCGUGUUUGAGUAUAAGAGAACAUGCUUUUGACUUCAGAAGAUUAUUUUGGUAAAGAGAAGUUAUAGACACUCAAAGCACUUUCUAAAGCAAGAGGAAGCAACCAGCAGUCUUUUAUUGUUGUGAACUUUUAAUUUCUGAGCAGAUAUACAUUUAUUAUGUGGGUAAUGAAGUGUGGGUGUUGUUGAGAGUUGCGGUGGGAGUGAAUUUAUGCCACAAAAUGUUAUAGACUAUGCAAAGUUUUCAGAGAUGUCAGAAAAACCUGACAAGUGAUCAAGUAAUUAAAAGGAGAUUGUGUAGCACACAUCAUACGUGCAUACUAACACAAGCCACUCAAAGAUAUUGGAGUCAUGUUAUUUUGGACUUAAAGUGCAUUCGUUAGAGAGUGGGUUGGUUUUGAAGAACUCGAGUUUGUGCACUUUUGCUGUAGGACUGAUGCUGUGCAGAGAUACCGUUAGAAGGGAGCUGGUUUCCUGCUUUUCAGCCUCCAGUCCUAUAUGCCUUUGCUUGGGGAUUUCAUGUGGGUGUGUCUUUGUUUGUGUGAUAAUGUGUGGAUCAUUCUUUAUUGAAAUGUUGUUAUUAUACUGACAGAAACAAACCUGCAAUAAAAACCUUCCCCUGA